Megachile rotundata (alfalfa leafcutting bee) is the source of this 2730-nucleotide messenger RNA. It is a transcript of the gene Ptp36E, whose product is annotated as protein tyrosine phosphatase 36E. Gene Ontology annotation, molecular function: protein tyrosine phosphatase activity. NCBI's taxonomy places the organism in Eukaryota, Metazoa, Arthropoda, Insecta, Hymenoptera, Megachilidae. Gene Ontology annotation, biological process: protein dephosphorylation. The record is from RefSeq and is a predicted model, not a curated record.
GUCGUCGUCGUCGUCGUCGCCGCUUCGUUGUCGCCGUCGUCGUCGUCGCCGUCGUCGUGCUGGUGGUGUGUGUGCUUUUUUCCUCUCCAGCUCUUGCCGGUGAAAUUUUCGUGUUUGCCUCUUUUCGCUGUCAACGCACACCCUCUCGAGCCGGCGAUUCUGAUACUGGUCCGAGAAAAAUGCACGAUUGUCUCUGUUGCGUGUAAGGUCAGUGACAAUCGUUACUGAAUUUAUCUCUCUAGGGAAAUACAUGUAAAUCAAUUGAUACAUUUAUUAUUUAUUUCCUUACAAGUCAAUUACGUUAAAAAAUGUCUCUCGAAGAUCGAACGAUCGAUAUAUCGAGGAUCGAUGACAGCGGUAAACGAGCGUGAAAUUGGUGGCAGCUGAUUGUUACACAAAAGUGAACUUUUGUUAUUUCCGUGUCAGUCUUCGUGUUUGAAAACUUGUUCCGAUCGAUCGAUCAAUCGAACGAUUGGAUAUAUCGAAAGGUGUCAAUCGAGUUGUCGCGCGUGCCGUAUACGUCAGUUCGAGACAGUGUUUCUGCCGGCCGAAGUGUUCGUUCUCUUGGCGAGUUUCUUCUGGGAGAAAAUGUCGUCGUUACGAACGCAAUCGACCGGCGGCGGGGUCCUCGGUUUGAGUAGCGUCGGUUCAGAUCGCACCGGAGCCGCCUCGACCGGUGCUGGGUCACAUUCGCACUCUCACAGGAAGCACCAUCAUCAUCACAGAAGCAGAAGCGCACCCAGGGCACCGGAAAAACCACCCAGGAAGCGUCAUCUUAAUCCUGGCCACAGCCUCGCCUCCAUUCCCAGCCAGAUUAAGCUGUCAAUGCUGAACAGCGGCCUCAUCUCGUUCACCACCGAGGAAUUGGGGAGCAGUAUGAGCACCACCCUACCGUCCGCACCGACAGAACUCUCGCAAUUCCCGAAGCUUUGCGAGCUACGACGAAAGUUUCCUGUUCUGUAUCGCGUGGAGUUUCAGACAGCAACGAAGGUGGAGACACACUCGUGUAGACACGCCACGAAGCCAGCGAACAAGGAGAAGAAUCAGAACCAGAAAUGUAUUCCUUACGACUAUAACAGGGUGGUGUUAGACACGAUCGAAGGCGAACCUGAUUCCGAUUACGUUAACGCAUCCUACGUAGAUAGUAUAUUGAAACCGAAUGCUUACAUCGUGACUCAGGGACCCAUGGAGAACACUGUAACAGAAUUCUGGCGAAUGGUUUGGCAAGAGAAGGCAUGCUGCAUCGUGAUGCUAACAAAAACGUUCGACUUCAUCAGGGUGAUGUGUGUCCAAUAUUGGCCCGCGAGCAAAGACAAGGACGAAGAGUACGGCGGUAUCGGGGUUUCCGUGUUGAAGGAGGAGGAACUGGCCAAUUUUCACAUACGAACGAUAAAGCUGUACAAGAAAAACGAGAACGACGAAAUCACAGAGGAGAGAACAUUGUUACAAUUCCAUUAUACGGAAUGGCAUUCGCACACGUGUCCGUUUGGAAACGCGGUUUUAGAGUUCCGCCGGCGAGUAAGAGCGGUGGUCGGAUCCACCAUAAAGAACGAGUCGGGUCCCAUGGUAGUUCACUGCAAUGACGGCGGAGGAAGAUCAGGAGUGUACUUGGCGAUAGAUGCAAAUAUGGAGCUGGCCGAGGAGGAGGACGCUUUCGACGUCUUCGGCUACUUGAAGAAGUUGAGGCAAAGCAGAAGAGGUCUUAUCGAGAACUUGGAGCAGUACAAAUUCGUGUACGACACGUUGGAGGAGUUCGUAGUGUGCGGCACAUCAUGGUUUCCGGUCUCCGAGCUAUCCCAGCGUCUCAAGCAGAAGAGCAUAAAAAAUCCCAUAACCAAGAUGAAUGAAUACCAACGAGAAUAUCAGCAGAUUUGUAAGCAAACGCCGCGUUUUACGAUCGGGGAUUGCGCUGGAGGGCACAGGGCUGACAACAGAGAAAAGAAUAGGGACGUUUUGGUAGUGCCACCUGACAACUUUCGACCGUACCUCACCAGUUUCCAGGGUAACAGUUACACUGACUACAUAAACGCUGUUUUUGUGGACGGUUAUACGAAACCCAGGGAGUAUAUUGUAACGGAAUGGCCACUUCGACACACGUGCGGUGAGUUCUGGUCGCUGGUUUACGACUACGAGUGUGCAGCGGUAGUGGUACUUUGUGUACCACCGCCCGGCUCCACCAAUUUCCCCAGCUUUUGGCCCGAGGGGAAACACUCGAAGAAAUACGGACCUGUUUUCACCAUUGAUCACAUCAGUCACAAUCACUAUACCAACAUCAAAACAUGGAUUUUCAGGAUAAACAAGAAAAUAGUGUCCCUAACCGAGCUGAUGGCUGGAGUAAAAGCUCCCCCAAAGACGGUUCAGCUGUUUCAAUUAACCUGCUGGCCCAUGGGUCACAAGGUGCCAACGUCCACGAACAGUUUGGUGGAGCUGAUGAACAUGGUUGAAAGAUGGAGGCAACGAACGGAUUAUGGACCUGUCGCCGUUGUUUCGCCGGAUGGGAGAAGUCGUUGCGGCGUGUAUUGCGCCGCAAACGCGUGCAUAGAACAGGUCAUUCAACAUGGGGAAGUGGACAUUUUCCAGGCAGUUAAAACCGUACGCAGGCACAGGCCUCAGCUCGUAGAGAACAUGACGGAAUACAAAUACUGCUACGACCUGGUGCUGCACUACGUGCUACACUACCUGAACAAGGACAUGAACGAGAAAAAGUGAGAAAGCGAGUUGAGGGACGAG